UGACAAGCUUAAAAACAUUAAUCUCUGCACGGAAGCCAUUUUUUUUUGCUCAAUGCUCAGCUGGUUCGGACAGGGAGAAUCGAACCGAAAACGACUAAACCUGGAUAUCUACCCGUUGUAAAUCCGGGAUCGGAACCUCAGCGGGCUCGGUUCCGGUCUCGGUUCCAGUACCUACAGAAUGAAGGAUUGUGUCUUUGGUUCGGUCCACUGGGCUAAGCUAGCAGUAGCAGCUAACCCCGGUAGAUAAAGUAACCGAACACAAGUCAAUCAGAACCGGACUAAGGUAACCAGAACCCGGAUGGUGGCUUGGUGCUCGUGCCGGACGGCUCCAGGUGAAAGAGGAGGCUUUUUUUUUUCAGCCAGAACCGAACCCACUCCUGACGGAAUAAAUCUCAGCCAGUGCGCCUGGAUCUCUGUUUUGAUUCGGAUACCCUGAUCCGAACCGAACUCAGCUGCCCACAGCGAUGACCGAACUCUCCGAGUCAACGGUCCGGACGGUUCUGCAGGUCCAAACACGGCUGCUGUCUCUCCACGCAGAGCUUUGGGUCGGCGUGUUCCGGUGAACGGAUCGGAACCCCGAACCAGCUGCCUGGAUCAGAACGUGUGGUUCCCGUUCAUCGGGACCGGUGUAAAAGUUAGCGGGUUCUCAAAACCCCCAACUGGGGCCUUAAACGUUUGGACUCAGGAUGGGACCAGAAGCCAGACUGGUUCUGAGUGUUCUCCUCGUCUGCUGCUGCUGCUCAGGUGCCGCCCUGGGCCGCUCAGAGGCCCACAGAUGUGUUUAUUACACCGCCAGCGGCUCCUCGUCCGGCCCGUCGGAUCCAGAGAGUCCGGGGAGCGGCGCCACGGUGAAGACCUGCUCCGGGGCGGAGGACAAGCGGCUGCACUGCUUCUCCACCUGGACCAACGUCUCUGGGGAGGUUAGGGUGGUCCAGCAGGGCUGCUGGCUGAACGACCUCAGCUGCCACAACAGGAGUGAGUGUGUGGAGAUGGCUGAAGCUCCUGAAGUCUUCUUCUGUUGCUGCAACGCCAGUUUGUGCAACAUGAAGUUCUCCCACAGACCCAGGAUCAGCGAGCCGCCGCCAACGCCGACCAGCGUCCCCCCCCAGCUGCCGUUGAAGCCUCUGAUCUGGUCCACGGUUUCCAUCGUGACCAUCAGCGGAGCCGUCCUGCUCUCCUUCUGGAUGUACAGACGGCACAGGAGGCCCUACCCACCUGUGCUGCUGCCCACACAGAACGUCUUCCACAUUCUGAUGGAGGACCCUGGUCCCAUGCCCCCCUCCCCCGUCUUGGGUCACAGGCCUGUGCAGCUGCUGGAGGUCAAAGCCAGGGGGCGCUUUGGCUGUGUGUGGAAGGCUCAGCUGCUCAGUGAACAUGUUGCUGUGAAGAUCUUCCCCGUCCAGGAACGUCAGUCGUGGCAGACGGAGUAUGAGAUCUACAGCCUGAGUGGAAUGAAGCACGAAAACCUGCUGCAGUUCAUCGGAGCCGAGAAACGAGGCUGCAACGCUGAGCUGGAGCUGUGGCUCAUUACUGCGUACCAUCACAGGGGCUCCGUCUGUGACUACCUGAAAGCCAACAUCCUCUCCUGGUCUGAGCUUUGCCUCAUCGCUCAGACGAUGUCUCGGGGUCUGGCCUACCUGCAUACGGACGUACCUGGACACAAACCCUCCAUUGCUCACAGGGACAUUAAGACUAAGAACAUCCUCCUGAAGUCUGACCUGACGGCUUGCCUCGCUGACUUUGGCCUCGCUCUGAGAUUUGAGACUGGAAAACCUUUGGUGGCGGCGCAUAGACACGUGGGGACCCGGCGCUACAUGGCCCCUGAGGUCCUGGAAGGGGCCAUCAAUCUCCAGAGAGACGUUUUUCUGAGGAUAGACAUGUACGCCGUGGGCCUGGUGCUGUGGGAGCUCGCCUCGCGCUGCAAGGCUGCUGACGCUCCCGUGGACGAGUACACGCUGCCGUUUGAGGAGGAGGUGGGCCAGCAUCCGUCGCUGGAGGACAUGCAGGAGGUGGUGGUCAACAAGAAGCUGAGGCCGACCCUGAGGGAGUGCUGGCGGAAACACGCGGGUCUGGCUGUGCUCUGUGAGACCAUCGAGGAGCUCUGGGACCACGAGGCCGAGGCCCGCCUGUCUGCCGGCUGCGUGGAGGAGCGUGUGGCGCACAUGCAGCGGCAGACCAACGCCACUGCUCCCGAGGACCUCGUCACGGUCGUUACCAUGGUAACCAACACGGACUACCCCCCGAAGGAGUCCGGCCUCUGAUGAGGAGCAUGGCACUACAGAGUAAAAGACUUGUGGGUGAUGAUGGUGGUGGUGGAGGGCCUGACGGAUGUCAGAGGGAAACCGAGACCUGCUCCAGGUUUGAAGCAGUUCCUGGUCCGGUCAGAUACCCUGAGGGGUAUUAAAUGUUGGGCUAACGCUAACCGGUGGUGAAAUAAGUGGAAUAAAGGUGUCGUCCAGGUGAAUUAUUGCCCUGGAAGCAGAGCGUCUCGCUGCUGAAGACGUUUUCUGUGAACCCACCUGCAGACAAGUUUUCCUCAUCUACAGGAACCCGGAGGAACCCAAACUUCAGGAACCUUCAUAUUCCUGUCGGACGUCUGCUGCUCAGUUCAAGAACUGACUUUAAGGGUUUUUUCAGGACCAGCGUCUCAGGAUGUCUUCAGGUGUUUUACGAACUAAAUUAUUUAUUGAUGAUCUGUGAAAAUAAUCAGCGUCUGUUCUGCAGAACACAGCUGACUUUAUUUUAUAGUUUUAAUACAAUCCACCGAGUCUGUGACAAAACAAUCCAAACGUCUCCAGUGUUUGUAAAACAAUAAAAAUACAGUUUUUAAAAAGUCA
Messenger RNA from Fundulus heteroclitus (mummichog), 2837 nucleotides. RefSeq names its product activin receptor type-2A-like. Bases 687 to 2261 code for a protein of 524 amino acids. Gene Ontology annotation, biological process: activin receptor signaling pathway; cellular response to growth factor stimulus; protein phosphorylation. Lineage: Eukaryota; Metazoa; Chordata; Actinopteri; Cyprinodontiformes; Fundulidae. The record is from RefSeq and is a predicted model, not a curated record. Gene Ontology annotation, cellular component: plasma membrane; activin receptor complex. The transcript is spliced from 12 exons. Gene Ontology annotation, molecular function: ATP binding; activin binding; activin receptor activity.